AUGUUAAUUGAUCGUUCGAGUGUAAAUUUCACUUUCUUGGCGUUUCAAACUUUCACGUUCAGAACGUAGGCCUAGGAAGAUGAAUUUCGCGAACAUACAUGUAUGGAUCGUGCUUGCAGUUGAUUUGUUUCUGCCGAGAACUGUAGAUGGAGAGAGGCUUUGUUCGUGUUAUAGCUUUAAUAACAAGUCAAGUGGUAUGGCGUGGCCACAAGCAAAUGGUAUCUGUAAACACCACAACAAAACCCUUGUGGUGAUGGAAACAGAGCAGGAAUGGGAAUUUAUCAAAAAUGCGAUUCAAAAUCGAGUAGGCAGUAAAUAUGGUGAAUGGUUUAUUGGUUUGGUGAAAGAUAUGACAACAAAGAAUUGGACUUGGAUCAAUGGCAAACCUCUGACUAUUGACAAAUGGGAGGGGUCAAAUCCUGACCCAGCUGACCAUUACGGGAUAAUUCAUGAGGAACUUCCAUCUGGAAUUAAAGGAUCUUUUAGCACUGUUAAAGAAAACGUACAAAGAGGAUGGAUUUGCGAGAAAGAAUCAGACAAUUGUCGAGGAGUCUGUUUCUUAUAUCCUAUUCAGAGGAGCACCAUUCCUCCUGGAACAAAAGCUGUUACUACGAAAGUCAAGACGUCAACAGAACAGGACAUCACUGACGUAUCAGGGUCUUUAACAAUUGUCUCCAUCCCUACAACGGCGAAAUCAACAGACACCCGUACCACUGCGGAUGACAAGAGCAGUUCUUCUCCCACAGUAAUGAUAGUGGGAGCAUCUUUAGGAGCAGUACUCUUCGUAGUGUUGAUCAUCCUCAUCACAGUCAUUUUGUUAAGACGAAAGAAACGUCAUGGAAAAGAUAGAGAGAGCGUACUGCCCAGAGAGUCUUCGCCGAAGAUGUCAGCGCCGAAAAAAGAAAAGGACCAAUUAGGAGAAAGUCAAUAUGAAUCUGUGAAUCAAGUUGAAGCCGCAAAGCUUCUUGGGUCACCGAACAGCAAGAAUAAUACUAGGCUUCAACCACUACCAGAAAAUUGUGAAUAUGCUGUUGUCAACAAGGCAAACAAGAAGCGAAAGGAGGGAGACCUUGUGUACGCUCAACUCGCCGAAUUUGACCAUGAAACUGAUGCCACCAAACCACCAAAACCACCCAGCUAUGAGCCUACGGUAUACGCUGAUGUGGAGGGACCACCCCCUGAGUUGCCUGGUAGAGAGGAUUCAGACUCCUCACAGCCAACAUACGCGAAUCUUGAAACGACUGGUGUCUGAAUGAAAUAAAUAUACGUAAUUUACCAGCCGGGAAGUUAGGGAAAAAUGAGCCCAAGUUCUUGGACACCGCAAGAGGUCGUACGCAAUAUCCUCCGGGACGUGCCGAAGGAAAAUAUGUAUUAAACCUAGCCACUUGUGACAAAGGUCGGUGACCUAAAAAAUGACUGCUUUCCCCCUCUAUCUGGUAAUUACCAACAUAGCAGGAUUGUUGUUUAUAGUAUUGAUAAUCUGUGAUCCUUGCUGGGGUUUUGAUACCACGACAGAAAAACGAAAAAUAUAGAAUUGGAUCCUUUUGGCUUUCUGUUUAAAAUCCAACAGUAAUUUUAGCCCUCUCUAUUAUAAGGGCGAUUUACGAGCAGACUUGACUGAAACAUUAUCAUAAGAGACGUGUAAACUCCAACAAACAAGGGAACCAAACGUUAAAUUAAAAAUAAGCGACGAAUGAUCAAGUUUAAUCCCAUAAGUUUUAGGUGUCCUGGAUUUCAAUACUAUGCUGCCUUAUAGCACCGACUUGUUCUGGAAAAUUUAAAAUCCCAUUUAAAAGAUUAAGAAAAAAAUUACGCCUCGAUCGCCUAAUCAGGGUGAAAUGAUAAAUUAAGACGAAGUCACAACAUUAGGUAAGCUGUGCCACUAGAGAAUUGGUUCAUAUUUAGCGCGCUGCUAUGUAUAUGUUAUUCUUCAGCCGGUUUCUGUCGUGCAAUUUAUGAUACAAAUGUCCAUAUAGAACAGACUUGUAAAGGCUAAUCAAGAGUGCAUGAAUAUUUUGUUGGAGUAGCCUACAGAGAAGGCGUAAUUUUGGCGAGCGAGUGCUCAGUAUUAUUCUUAACGGAAAUUAUGGCCGCCAUCUUCGAUUUUAAUGGCAGCGGAAGGCUGGGUAGAAAAAGAAAUUUUUACUAAGGGGGUGGUCGACGGUCAACAAUAAGGAGAGGGGUAAGGGUGGAGAAGUGCCCCUACCCCUGCCGUCUACUCUAACUCCAAAUUAAAUAUGGCCGGUCAGAUAAACGAUCGCGAGCAUAUGACGUUAGCUCGCACUAAUAAGACGCCUGCACUGCAGGCUAUUGUAGAAGUGAAAAGUUCAGUCACCGUUCAACAACGUGCAAAUUGUUUGAUAAAAUUUCGAUAAAUCCAAUCGGAUUUUCAUUACUACUGACUGACUUG
Molecule: messenger RNA, 2410 nt
Organism: Pocillopora verrucosa
Lineage: Eukaryota; Metazoa; Cnidaria; Anthozoa; Scleractinia; Pocilloporidae
Source: RefSeq, a predicted model, not a curated record